AUGUCGGACAGGAAAAUUGGGUCUGUAAAAAUGUUUGUUGAAAAAGAACUUGGUGCCAGGAUAUCACAGUGGGAACAAGAGAAGUGUAAAAACUUCUUGGUUGAUGGUUGCCCUUUCAUGGACUAUGUACAGGCACAGUGGGCAGCUCAUGAAACUGAGAAGAAAGUUGCCAAAGAUCAGAGGGUGAAAGCUAGAGCUAAGGAAAUGGAGCAAGAAAUGAAAUGGGGAAGUAAACCAACUACGCCAGUAAAAAGGAGGUUUAUCGGAACAACUACACCAACCAAAACACCAAAACGAAGGAAGGCUCUAAAUGGAAGUGCAGCUCCAUCACCUGCAGUCGGCAGAAUCGGUACCAAGAACAGCAGUGUGUGUCCAUCACCUGCCAUAUCAGGAAGACCACCAAGAUCUAUGAAAACCAAAACUCCUGCUCGUCCUAAGAUUGCCACUCCAGUGAAGCGUACUCGUAGAGCGCUAGCCGAUCAUAACCAAGACACUGAGUCUGCGUCACCAUUUAGUACAACCACACUGAGUGGGGCGUCGUCCACCACUGCCAGUAACAUUAGCACCAUGUCUCUUGCUUCUACUACCUGCAUGUCAUACACUGAUUUCUCACAUGGUUUAAAUGUUGAAGGGCGUAAAAAUUACAGAAGUAGUGCCUUGCCAAGUCCUACAAAUGGCAGAGUAUGAAGCAGUAACCGCUCCUUACGUUGUAUAUAAUAUUAAUUUAUGUUAAUGCAAUAACUGCCUGCAAACACACACACAGUACCGGUAGUCAAAGCACCAGGGUAGCUCAUAACCCAGUAAUCAAUAACUUCCAGCAAAAGGAUACAUAGUUAUACACACAAUAGCACAGUACAAGGGGAGCUCAUAACCCCACCCAUCACUACCAGUCCAAAAGCCACUUACGGUACAUAGUGGUGCGACCAUAUUGGAGCUCACAAAACUGCCAACAACGAAGUGACUACACACGGUGGUAUCUGUUCUAUUUGCGAAAAUACAUUUAUCAGUUUUGUAUGUUACAUAGUUGUAUAAAUAAAUUACACCAUAGCCAAUUACAAUAUUUCCUCCAUGAGAAGUGUACUGGUCGGUGUCCAUAAUUACGGUAUGUAAAUUUUACCAUAUAUCGGUAUGUGUACAUGUAUUAAAAGCCAAAUGUUUAUGUUUUGAGUAUUAAAAGCGUGCCUCUAUCACUUGCUAUGGCAUUUUGUACAUUAUGUGCACGUACCGGUACUUCAAAUAGAGCAAAUAUGGUUGACAGUUUUCUGUUCAACAAGGUUCCUGUAAUUCAUGAUAGAGAAAGUACAGUAUACAUAUUUUUUUUCGAUUCAUAUACAAGUAUAUUGAAAGUAUAUAAGUUUUUUUACGUUCAAUUUUCAGUCGUGUGUUUUAUUAGUAGCAUUUUUUAGAAGUAAUUUUUUAAGUUUACAUAUUAUUUUUUCAAAUUCCUUUCACGGAAUUGAGAUUUAUUAUUUGCGAUGUAACCAAUAUUGGCAUUGAACAUUUUUUCUUUUUCAACUGAAUGGUGUGUAUAUAUUUGCUUGGGGAGGGUCACGAGUUUGGCGAUUGAUGACAUCUCGUAUUUUAAAGUUGUUAUAUCUUAUCACCAUCAGUACAACUGAGGCAUAAACAUUUAGAUUUUAUUAUAUUUUAUAAUUUCCAUCUUAACUUUUUCCUCUGAAUAUAUUUUUACUUUGAGCAUAUUUAGAUGUAAGGUAACUUGAAUUCUAUAAUUUUAUUGGAAAUAUCAGAUAUAAAUGGUGUUUUUGACUUUUCUUUAUAAAGUCUCAUCCAUUUGCUUUGUUUUAUGUUUAACAUGAAACCUUCAUAAGAUGACUCUUCUCGGAUAUAAAGUCUAAUUAGAGAAAAAAAUGUUGAGGCUGCAGGCCAACACAUUUUAUUGUGGAAAGGACUUUGUAUGAAGAUGAGUAUGUACGAGGAUUUAAUCUGACUUAGAACCCAUCAUCACAGAUCAAUAGAUAAAUAUUUUGGGGGAAAUUUUCUUUUGAAGACAUUUAGUGACUCUUAUCAACAUUUCUGCAGGGAAUUUGUAAUCGUAAAUGUUCAUGAUCUAACUUAAAUGGCCCAAAAGUCGAAACAAUCAAUAUAGAUAGCUAAAUGGACAGUGGGUUUGUCACAUCGCCGGUUGUUUAAACCCAGCUUUUAUAGUUUCUUCUUAUUAGCACAGUAGAACUUGCUCUUUGUUGCCACAUAAUCCAAAAAACAAUGAGAACAAAAAGUUUACUUGAGAAAACUCAGAAAUUGAACAUUUAGUGUAUAUAAAUUCCUGGAAUGAAGCAUUCUUAUUGGUCAAAAAACACAUGGUGUGUUUUAAGUGGUGGAUUUGUUCUUUUCAAUCAAUUUUUUAGUGAAUUCUUUGGUAAUUUAAUUAAUAAUAUCGGCAAAAUCAUGCCCUUAUUUUCGAUGAAAUAUACUAUAAUCGAAGAAUUUUUACUAUGCAAUGUCUGAAUGCAGUAUAUUCGUAUGUAUGUAUAAGCGUUGUGUAACUUUUAGAAUUUGCGGUCAUUGUUCUCAAAAUUUGUAAACUAAAAUUGUAGCAGAAGUGCAUAAUGAUCUGCUUAUGAAUAUUCAUGAUCUAAAUCGAAAGCCAAUGACCAACCAUGUGUUCCGGAUAGCUUAAUAUGCAGCGUGCCGGUCGCAUCACUGUUUGAGCGAGAUCUGGGUUUGCCCCAGCCUUUGUGUUAUGUGUAUAAAAGUCCUACGACAGUUUAUGAGAACAAAGGGAUAUAUUAAUACUUGUUUAAAAGAAAAUUUUUUACACAAGAAAACAAGUGACUGUAAAACUGGACAUUUAAUGCAAUGGAGCAUUCUGAUUGGUCAAAAGGUGUACUACAUAGGUUUUGAAGAAAGUUGUGCUGUUGUGUAAUUUGUCACUAUAAUACAUCUGUGUAAAUUAUUUCAUCCACUUUACCACUCGGCUUUUAUCUGUCACCUUUAUUUUCUCUAUUUUUGCAUGCGUAUGUAAUAGGUAUAGAUUUUUCAGAAAGAUAAAUAAAUGCAAUAGUCUCAUCUGGA
This is a messenger RNA of Saccoglossus kowalevskii, 3033 nucleotides long. RefSeq names its product protein regulator of cytokinesis 1-like. Gene Ontology annotation, cellular component: cytoplasm; mitotic spindle midzone; spindle. NCBI's taxonomy places the organism in Eukaryota, Metazoa, Hemichordata, Enteropneusta, Harrimaniidae. Gene Ontology annotation, biological process: microtubule cytoskeleton organization; mitotic spindle midzone assembly. The record is from RefSeq and is a predicted model, not a curated record. Gene Ontology annotation, molecular function: microtubule binding.